GAAUCUCACAUCUAUGGACCAUCAGGGUGUUUGUAGUCCGUCUUCAAGAUGACCCCCACGGUCCCUUAGCAACCAUCCAUCACUUACACGACCCCUGGUGCCAAGCAUUGGUGGGGCGGCACUCAGGAACUGCACCCAGCGGCCCCGGCCGUUCGGAUGGAAACGCCCCACACCCACCACCAGCGGCAGCGGGGCAUCGCCCAGAACUGGACUUUGAUCGGAGCAAAACAGCAGCUCCACCGAGAACUUGCUUUCCUGUGUCCGGCAAAUGACGAAGUUUGUCCGCAUCUUUCCCCAGCUCCAUUUCCGUCACAUGCCGCUCUUUGUGGUUGCUUGUUGUUGUUGUUGUUGUUAUUAGCAGCAGCCUCCGAUCCGUUCUCUCAGCCACCACCACACAACUACCUACAGUACCUAUCUACCUCUUCGGCCGAUCAAUCAACCGACCGACGAAACGAGCAAACGGACAAUGGCGGCCAGCGGGAGCAUAUUCCAGUGCCUCCUGCGCACGUCGCAACAGAGCUUGGGAAAGAGGAUAAUCCUCCAAAGACAAACAGCGACAGCCCAAGCAGCAGCUGCGACGCGAUUCACGUCAACUCGACUCGGCAAAAACGCUGCCUCUACUCCCCGCCGCCAAUUCACCACCUCGUCCACACGCCGACAGACUCAACAACCCGGCGAUGAUCCCAACUUUACUUCCAUCCUCGAUAACCCUCCCGAGCUUGUGCGGACCGGCAGGAGACAUGGCAAGGGUUUGAUUAUCCUGGCCAUCAUCCCCAUCACCGCCCUCUUCCUCGGAACCUGGCAAGUCUACCGACUAAAAUGGAAGACGGACCUAAUCGCCAAAUGCGAAGACCGCAUCAUCCGGGACCCUCUCCCCCUUCCCCCCCGCGUGGACCCGGCCGCCAUCGCCGACUUCGACUACCGCCGCGUCUACGCCGAGGGCGUCUACCGACACGACCAAGAGAUGCUGAUCGGCCCGCGCAUGCGCGACGGCGAACAAGGCUACAUGGUUGUUACGCCCCUGGAGAGGGGAGAUGAUCCGAGCUCCAAGGUGCUGGUCAACAGGGGGUGGGUGAGCAAGAAGUUUGCAGACCAGAGGAGCAGGCCGGAUUCCGUCAAGCAGGGCGAAAAGGUCCGUGUGGAGGGCAUGCUGAGAGAGCCGUGGAAGAAGAACAUGUUUACGCCGGACAAUAGGCCGGAUAUUGGCGAGUUCUACUUCCCGGAUGUGAAGCAGAUGGCCGAGUUGACGGGCAGUCAGCCGGUGUGGAUUGAGCAGACUAUUGUUCCCGAUAUUAUCACCGUCUACGACUACGAGGCUCGUGGUAUCCCUAUCGGUAGAGUCGCCGAGGUCAACCUUCGCAACAACCAUGCGCAGUACAUCUUUACAUGGUACGGUCUCGCUGCUGCCACCUCCAUCAUGUUCUGGCUCGUGGUUAAGAAGCCCGCGAACCAGAUUACCAAGCGCGUUCGCAUGAACAAGAGCUGGUAAACAUGAGUUUGUGAGUGGGCAGUGAUAGCUUUGCUUUGUCACACAUCAAUGGUGACAAACACUCUCACGUCACCUCUUCGUCUUCGCCGCCAACCCCAGCACGGCUAGAAGAGGCAGCCUUUCGGCGCUUCUUGACCGGAACAGGCGGCGUCAUCCUCAGUUCCUGGAGGAGCUCUCUAGGAAGGUAUCGUUGCGCCAAGGCAAACGGCGUGGUUUGGGCGUUGGUUUGACGUUGUCUAUAAAAGAAAAAUUGUAAGUCAGUCCGUCGUGUACAAUAGCUCAAAAAAAGUGUACAAAGAACACUACACAGGAUAUAAACAAUCGGAUACCCAGGGAUCAAAACAAAAGCACCAAACAUACCUCUUCAUCAAUGUAAGCAUAUC
Neurospora hispaniola is the source of this 1872-nucleotide messenger RNA. Its product is annotated as SURF1 family-domain-containing protein. Gene Ontology annotation, biological process: mitochondrial respiratory chain complex IV assembly. The record is from RefSeq and is a predicted model, not a curated record. Gene Ontology annotation, cellular component: membrane; mitochondrion. The transcript has 4 exons. NCBI's taxonomy places the organism in Eukaryota, Fungi, Ascomycota, Sordariomycetes, Sordariales, Sordariaceae. Bases 467 to 1489 code for a protein of 340 amino acids.